UAUUUUUUUUUUUACAGUACAGAAAACGUGAUAGGAGACUAUAGGAGCUGUUAUAAAAUCAUUGUUAUUAGAUAUAUUACAUUAUUUCCAGUCUUUUUGGUUUCUAUUUUUCACGCGACCACAGCCAACAUGGAGUCAUUUUCACAUUUAGUUAAAGUGUCAAUUCCAGAUUAUUUAGCGGGAUUACCAAUUCCAAAUUCAAUAGGAGGAUGGUUUAGACUUGGAGUGAAGGAUUGGCUGAGUUUAAUUCCGCCGACUGCUAUGUUGGCCGGGAUAGGCUAUAUGUCUUAUAAAGCAUUUUGUCCUCUAGCUAGACCUCCACCAUGUGGAAUGAUAAAUCCAAAUAUUAAGAAGGAUUCGAACAAAGUUGUGGAUAUGGUCGAUAUAGAAAAUAUCGCUGAGAAAGCAGCAUUUUGUCGAUGUUGGAGAAGUGAAAAUUGGCCAUAUUGUGAUGGUUCUCAUGGAAAACACAACAAGGAACAUGGUGAUAACGUUGGACCCGUUGUUGUUGAAAGAAAGAAAUAAAUGUCAACAACUUCCACAUUUGCCAUGGGAUCCAGUUUACAGUGUUUUGCUUUCUGCAACAACAAAAACAAAAUAACUGAAAUAAAAAUGGAACAAGAUUUGUAAAAAUUUGUUUAGUGAUAUUUACGAUAUGGAAGAAAUGAAAUAUCAUGUAUAUGUUACUUAAAAAGUAUUUGUACAGAAAUGCAUUUUGUUACCUAGUUGAAUUUUUAGAUAAAAUUUUAAUGAAUUAUAAAUUUACUUUUUACAAAUAA
Molecule: messenger RNA, 779 nt
Organism: Leptopilina heterotoma
Lineage: Eukaryota; Metazoa; Arthropoda; Insecta; Hymenoptera; Figitidae
Gene: Cisd2
Product: CDGSH iron-sulfur domain-containing protein 2 homolog
Exons: 5
Coding region: 130-525 (131 amino acids)
Biological process (GO): regulation of autophagy
Cellular component (GO): mitochondrial outer membrane; intracellular membrane-bounded organelle
Molecular function (GO): 2 iron, 2 sulfur cluster binding
Source: RefSeq, a predicted model, not a curated record